GAGACCUCCCCGCUGCCUGGUAUACCGAUGAGGGAUCCGAUGUCUUCGAUGUAUAAUUCGCUUCAUUCGACCAUGGCUACCAAUACGCCGACUUCCAUGCCUAUGACAGUCAUAAGCUCUCCCCUAGCAGGCGGAUCCAGCGAUUACGGUGGAUCGCCUCUUCGCAGGGAGACGGGCUCCACAGUCACUGCAGCGCAGUCAUCUAAGGUUGCUAGGGAGUUAUCGGGUGCUGCUGUCGUUCGUUCCGACGAUCAGUUAACGAUUAGCACGUCCGCUGGUGCAGAUCAUAGCGGGCAUACAGUCACCCGCACCGCCCAGCUCAGAGAGCAGGAUGCUGGGUUCCUACAGGGCGAUGAGCUGUCCGAAAUUUUACCCCCGGACUACCAUGUUGCAGUGGAGCAGAGAGCCAACAGGAACAGGGCGGUUCGGAAUCCAUAGGCCGAUUGGAAUCAAUUUUGCGGUUGUAUAUUCAUCGUAGCCAAAGCAC
Molecule: messenger RNA, 487 nt
Organism: Dacryopinax primogenitus
Lineage: Eukaryota; Fungi; Basidiomycota; Dacrymycetes; Dacrymycetales; Dacrymycetaceae
Exons: 2
Coding region: 73-438 (121 amino acids)
Source: RefSeq, a predicted model, not a curated record